GGAAAUCACCGCUACUUCAUGGGUUAUCUGUUUUUCCUGCUCUUAAUGAUCUGCUGGAUGAUAUACGGCUGCAUUUCCUACUGGAGGAUCCACUGCGCCACCAGCUACGCUAAAGAUGGCUUCUGGCUCUACCUGACUCAGAUCGCCUCUUGCUCUCCUUGGAUGUUCUGGAUGUUCCUCAACAGCAUUUUCCACUUCAUGUGGGUCGCCGUGCUCAUCAUGUGUCAACUCUACCAGAUCGCAGCUCUGGGAAUCACCACCAACGAGAGGAUGAACGCACGGAGAUACAAGCACUUUAAAGUCACAGCCACUUCCAUCGAAAGCCCCUUCAAUCACGGAUGCAUCAGGAACCUGAUAGAUUUCUUCGAGGUGCGCUGCUGCGGCCUGAUCCGGCCCGUGGCGGUGGACUGGACCUCCCAGUACACAAUAGAGUACGACCAGACGUCCGGCUCCGGAUACCAGCUGGUGUAGAACAAGAAGAGGAAGAAGAAGAAGAGGAAUAACCGAUAUGGGAUCAAUGUUGUUCUCGGGAGCGCUUGCUUUAUUCGAAACCAUCUCUCCCUCACCGAUCAAAAAGACUUAGAUUAAAAAAAAUCAGCCAAGACUAGCAUGCUGUUACAGGGCAACACCACACCCCCCCUACCCUCCUUCUUCUUCUACUAUUACUACUAUUGUACAACAUCAUUACUGUACCUCCACUUGCUCCCCCUCCACCUCCUCGUCUCUUUUCCCGAUGGACGGUGCGUUGCUGCCAGGCGGGAGAGGAGGAGGGAGGGAAACGACGGAAAAAUAAUCUUGUUUUAUCCCGGAGGCUUAAAAGUGGCAGCAUCACUCUGAAAUCCCCACCUCUACCGUGCCCUUAUUCUUAUUUAUGGUGUCCCUGUUGAUGUGCCCUGUAUGUAUGUUUUGAAAUGGUUCAGGAAAGGAUAAGUAACCGCCGUGAGAAAAGCUGAAGGAUUUUGAUUUUUAAAAAACAUGAAUUAGUUUUUAAGUAUGAUAGAAAUAAGGGAAUGUCUUUUUUUUUUUACAAACCUCUUGAUUUUGCACCGGGUUUUGCCAACAUAGUUGAUCUCAUCAGAGGGGGAGAGUGUUGGGUUACAGGUGGAGCUGCUGGAGGAAUGAAGAGUUUUUUGGGUUAUCCUAAAAGCAGCUGUUGUGCAGUAACGUAAUGCAUGAGUCCUUCAGCAGAACCCACCGUUAAAGUGACAGAGAAAACCCUACAGACAAUGUGAUACAGGAAUAUUUAUUUUAUAACUAUUUAUACAUUAAUGUUCUAGCGCCACCAUUUUUACAUUUCACAUCAUUUUUUUAGCGCAUUAGGUUUUUAUGACGAUAAAAUGAUUAAACCUGGUAGCUGUCUGACGAGGAAGGAAGCCCGGGAAAUUACCAUAAAAAAACUUUAUCGACAGGUACAUCGAGGUUUUUAUGACGAUAAAAUGAUUAAACCUGUAGCUGUCUGACGAGGAAGGAAGCCCGGGAAGUUACCAUAAAAAAACUUUAUUGACAGGUACAUCGAGCGUAUAUUUAUUAGCAGGACGAAGGACGACAGACGCGUUUACAGGACGGUUCAUUCCAUGUGUGUUUUUCUAGAAAGCUGUAAA
This is a messenger RNA of Notothenia coriiceps (black rockcod), 1601 nucleotides long. Its product is annotated as palmitoyltransferase ZDHHC17-like. The record is from RefSeq and is a predicted model, not a curated record. Lineage: Eukaryota; Metazoa; Chordata; Actinopteri; Perciformes; Nototheniidae. Bases 19 to 471 code for a protein of 150 amino acids. Gene Ontology annotation, molecular function: palmitoyltransferase activity. The transcript is spliced from 4 exons.